Messenger RNA from Esox lucius (northern pike), 1769 nucleotides. RefSeq names its product clusterin-like 1 (retinal) (gene clul1). The record is from RefSeq and is a predicted model, not a curated record. The transcript is spliced from 11 exons. Bases 126 to 1475 code for a protein of 449 amino acids. NCBI's taxonomy places the organism in Eukaryota, Metazoa, Chordata, Actinopteri, Esociformes, Esocidae.
CAACCAGUCUGGAACAAAUAGAACAGGGCAGCUACAGAUCCACUUUACAGUGAAUGCACAACCGACAAUAGACUAGAACUGUUCAUCAGACAAAUUGAUCACAGCUAAGGACAAUAAACUAAAAGAUGAGGUUUCUGACUGUCUGGCUUGUUUUGAUGAUGUCACUGGGGGUCACGCUCUGUGCUUCAGAAGACCCGACCACUGACAUCUCAGAGGACACCCUUAAGCAGCUGUCUGAUAUUGGUGAGAAGCUUGUGGGUGAAGAGGUGCGCAAAGCUGUGUAUGGAGUUAAACAGAUGAAGGAGGUUCUGGUGAAGAAUGUGGAGAAACAUGAACACCUCAUGAAGUCUCUCCGACACAGCAGUGACAAGAAGAAGGAUGCAGCCCUGCUAACCCAGGAGGUGGCACUAAAGCUGGAGGAGGCAGAGCAUCAAUGCCAGGAGUCACUGAAGGAGGAGUGGGAGGCAUGUCGCCCAUGUUUGGAGGAUGCCUGCAAGUCUUUCUACACCUCCACCUGCAGACGGGGAUUCAGCUCCUUCCACACCAAGGUGGAGAACUUCUUCCGCAGAGUAUCGUCCCGGCUUGGCCCACAGGACCAGCGCCCAUUAGAUGGAGAUGUGUUGGUGAAUCAAAGUGCUGAUAACUCUGACCUUGAUGUAGUCCGUAUAGAAGACUCUUUCAACCGUCUCAUCGCAAAGGUGGGCAACCUGUUUGAGCGCAAAAUGGUGCUGAUUGACAAGAUAAAAGGGAAGCUGGAACAGGUUCUGCAAAAGGCCUGGGGCGAGCAGGUCAGCCAGGACCCUUUCUCCCCAGAGGCAGACUCAGGCUUCAUCCAUGGUGUGGGGCUCGAGGAUGUGUUGGAUUCCUUCUUUGACUUUGGAAAGAGCAUCAUGGAGGAGUUUGGAGCCGUAGUAACCCAAGUGUUUGAUGACCUGAAUGGGACUGCUGAGGAGAAGACAGAGCGGGAGCUGCUACCUCGGUUCCUGCAGAACAGGAAGUUGUGUCGGGAGCUGAGAAGACAGACCUCUGAGUGCUGGCAACUGCAGAAUCAUUGUCAGUCCUGCCAGGGGGCGCUGCUCACAGAUUGCCCCAGUGUUCGGGACCUGCAUCUGGAGAUGGAUGAGGUGGCUCAGCUGCUACAAGUGUCAAAGGAGGAGUAUGACGAGGUCCUGGGCAUUGUACAGCAGCAUGCAGACCAGACUGUGAGCUGGCUCAGCAACAUGGCUUCUGACUUCAGCUGGGUGACGGUCAACAACAACAACAACAACACAUUUGAUAAUGUGUUCCGCAUCAGACAGGUGCUCUCAGAGGGUGGUGCUGGAGACACCAAAGUGGAGGUCAACAUCCUGGACUCUCCUCCUUUCCUCCUGAGUGUCCCAGCUGAACUGAAGUUGCAGGACCCUUCAUUCAUCCAACAUGUUGCUCAGGAGGCCCUGGGUUUGUACAAGCAGAUGGUCAGAUAUGAAGAUGACUGAACAUGCAGGAAAAGGUCCAUUUACAGCUGUUAUAUCCUUGUUAUCAGACAGAUUUGUUGUUUGUUAAGUUUAAUGUGUAGAUUGUAAACAAAUGUAAUUCAUGUAGAGACAGCUUACUGUAUGAUAAUGAAAAACAUAACAUAUGAAAUUGAAUGAAGUACCUGUUAUAGGUUGUCACAUGAUAUUUUGAACUGUACAACUACAAUCUGGAAUUAAAGUACUAGAUAUUUGUUUGACACAUUGAACUAUGCAAAAAGUAAUCUGAUGAAAAUAAAUAUUACUGGGAACAAUAAA